Molecule: messenger RNA, 14506 nt
Organism: Columba livia (rock pigeon)
Lineage: Eukaryota; Metazoa; Chordata; Aves; Columbiformes; Columbidae
Gene: SLITRK6
Product: SLIT and NTRK like family member 6
Exons: 2
Coding region: 569-3088 (839 amino acids)
Biological process (GO): positive regulation of synapse assembly; axonogenesis; regulation of presynapse assembly
Cellular component (GO): plasma membrane
Molecular function (GO): protein binding
Source: RefSeq, a predicted model, not a curated record
UUAAAGCUCUCUAGUGGGGAAGGGCUUAAAGGCUGAGUCAAAAGCCAAGAAGUCUCUUUAUUUACGCCUACCUCCCAGCCCCUGGCAGUCUGACUAAUAACAAACUGAGCUAACAAGAAAGACUAGAAAGAGCAGAGAGAACACAGAAGCAGCUUGGAUCUAAAAAUCUGACAAAACCAAGUGAUCAAGUCAAGCUCUGCUGAGCAUCUUGUUUGUUUACAGCUUCCAAAUGCUUGCAAACAGUUAACUAUAUGCAGAAAACUCAGCAUAGCUGUGAAGUAUGCUGUGAAUUUUAAUUGAGGAAAAAGGACAACAGCUUACAGGAUGGUCUAAUAUGCAUGCUGCCUGGAAGAUUUUUUUCAAUUGAAUGCUUUGUACUUUGUCUUCUGAACAAGGAUUUUAACUUUAUGGAGCUGUAGCAUUACUAGAGCUUGCAACAAAGUGAAACUCAGAAGGAAGUGUGCAUUUUUCACAGGGAAAAAUUACAUCGCUUUGAAACAGCUGUUCCAACAGUGCACUACUGAGCGUUUCAGGGAGUGUAACUGCUAUACAGAAUCUGCUGGGCAAGAUGAAGCUCUGGAUUGUUAUUCUAUACUCAGUUGUGGUUGCAUCUGAUUCUUUCCAGUCACAGCCUUCUUUUUCUUCAGUCAGAGGAUCUUGUCAGAGUUUGUGUUCCUGUGAAGAAAAGGAUGAUACCAUGAUUAUAAACUGUGAAGAAAGAGGCAUCAAGAUGGUAUCAGAAAUAAAUGUCCCACCAUCACGGCCUUUCCAUCUUAAUCUCUUGAACAAUGGCCUGACUACGUUACACAUGAAUGAUUUCUCUGGCCUUGUUAAUGCUAUCUCUCUACAUCUGGGUUUUAAUAAUAUUGCAGAUAUUGAGCCUGGGGCUUUCAAUGGUCUCAGCCUUCUUAAGCAACUUCAUAUAAAUCACAAUUCUUUAGAAACACUUAAAGAAGAUACAUUUAAUGGAUUGGAAAAUUUAGAGUUUCUUCAAGCAGACAACAAUUUCAUCACAGUGAUUGAAGCAAGUGCCUUUAGCAAGCUCAACAGGCUUAAAGUGCUUAUUUUGAAUGAUAAUGCCAUUGAGUAUCUUCCUCCAAACGUAUUUCGUUUUGUCCCAUUGACCCAUUUAGAUCUUCGGGGAAACCAGUUACAGACUCUUCCCUAUGUUGGCUUUUUGGAACACAUUGGUAGAAUACUAGACCUUCAGUUGGAAGACAACAAAUGGGCCUGUAACUGUGAUUUGUUGCAGCUGAAGAUAUGGCUAGAAAACAUGCCUCCUCAGUCAAUAAUAGGUGAUAUUGUAUGCAAUAGUCCUCCAGUUAUCAAAGGCAGUAUCUUAAGCCGGUUGAAAAAAGAAACACUUUGUCCCACUCAUCCUGUCAAUGAACUUGAAGAUCCUUCAGGGUCACUGCCCUUGGUUGUAACCACCUCUGUCAGUGAUAGUCACCUAUCAACUAGGGUGUUUCCUAUCCUGAAAGCUCCUACUAAAGAACCAAGUUUAGUGCUUCAUACUUCAAAGCCUACUACUCAGUUUCCAGGAAUCUAUUGUCCCAUCCCCUGUCACUGCACCAGCCAUAUGCUCUCAGGAGUUCUCAUGCACUGCCAGGAGCGAAAUAUUGAAAGCUUGUCUGAUUUAGGACCCCCUCCUCCAAAUCCUAAAAAGCUUAUUCUAGCUGGGAACAUUAUUCAGACAUUACUGAAAUCAGAUCUUGUGGACUAUGACAGCCUGGAAAUGCUUCACCUGGGAAACAAUCGCAUUGAAAUCCUUGAGGAAGGAUCCUUUAUGAAUCUGACUAGACUGCAGAAAUUAUAUCUCAAUGGCAAUCAUCUUACAAAGUUAAGUCAGAGUCUUUUUCUUGGCCUUCAGCACCUUGAAUACUUGUACCUUGAAUAUAAUGCCAUCAAAGAAGUUUUGCCGGGGACAUUUAAUGCAAUGCCAAAACUUAAAGUCCUCUACUUAAAUAACAACCUUCUGCAGACUUUGCCAGCCCAUAUCUUUUCAGGUGUUCCACUUGCCAGAUUAAAUCUGAAAACAAACCAAUUUGCUCACUUGCCUGUGAGCAAUGUCUUGGAUGAACUGGACAUGCUGGUACAAAUUGAACUUGAAGACAACCCCUGGGACUGUACCUGUGAUUCAGUUGGGUUGCAAAAAUGGAUACAAAAACUGAGUAAGAACACAAUGAUGGGUGAUAUUUUUUGUAAAUCUCCAGGACACCUGGCAAAAAAAGAACUGAAAUCCCUGAACAGUGAAGUCUUGUGUCCAGGUUUAAUAAACAGCCCUGCCCUACCAACUCAUGCCAGUUUUGUAGUAGUGACAACUUCUCCUACUACUACCAACACUGCAGACUCUAUCCUGCGGUCUCUUACAGAUGUUGUCCCACUUUCUGUUCUAAUAUUAGGACUUCUAAUUGUGUUUAUAACUAUUGUAUUUUGUGCAGCAGGAAUAGUUGUUCUUGUUCUUCAUCGGCGACGAAGAUGUAAAAAGAAACAAGCAGAUGAACAAAUGAGGGAUAGUAGCCCAGUUCACCUUCAGUACAGCAUGUAUGGGCAUAAGACAACACACCACACCACUGAGCGCCCAGCUGCAACUCUCUAUGAGCAACAUAUGGUUACUCCCAUGGUUCAGGUCUAUCGCAGCCCAUCCUUCAGCCCUAAGCACACUGAGCAGCUGGAGGAGGGAAGUGAGAAGGAAGCUGAUUCCAAACAUCUCCGCCGAAGUCUCCUGGAAAGAGAGAACAGUUCGCCUCUUACAGGUCCAAAUGUCAAAUAUAAGGCUACAAAUCAAUCUGCUGAAUUUUUGUCUUUUCAGGAUGCCAGCUGCUUGUACAGAAACAUUCUUGAAAAAGAGAGAGAACUGCAGCAACUAGGGAUCACAGAGUACCUAAGAAAAAAUAUUGUCCAGCUCCAACCUGAUGUGGAAGUUCAUUAUCCUGGAACACAUGAGGAGUUGAAGCUAAUGGAAACACUCAUGUACUCCAGGCCAAGAAAGGUUUUUCUAGAACAAACUAAAAAUGAAUAUUUUGAACUCAAAGCUAAUUUACAUGCUGAGCCUGACUACUUGGAAGUCCUGGAGCAGCAAACAUGAAGUGAUAAUACAUUGAGCUGAGGCUGAAUUCCUGUAAUUCUAUUUUAAGUUGGAACUGUUGUAAAUAAAAGUGCCUUAUAAUAACAUGUCAACAGUCAGAACUUAAGCACAGCAGUAAUCCUAGCAAAAAAAACCUCAGGGAUCACUGUGGGAAGCCAUUGGGUUGUGUGCAGGCAAUAUGUAUCACCCCAAGUAAACAUGAAACUAUGUGUGAUUGAACUGUGGGAGGAAGAUUGUGUAUUGCAAUAUUCCUCAACAUUUUAAAAAGGUGUGUAUGACACUCUCUGUUCUGUACCCAAGCUAUAGAAAAAUAUUUUUUACCUUUACUCUUUCCUUUUUCCCCUCAGUUUAAUUAGAUAUUUUUUUUUAAAAAAGCACCUGUGUUUGUAGUUAUAAUGUCAGAGUGUAUUGCUUAGAUUAGUAUAUGUACCGCAUACAUGACUGUUGCCUACAACUACACCUAACAUACCCAUAUAAUAAAUAAAAAAGGAGUUGAAAUGUCAUCAUGCUAAAUGUCAGUUAAAAAAAAAUAUCUGUAUGUGCACCCAGAACCUGGAAAAUAUUUAAGUAUUUUACUCAGAACUUCAUCAUGUGCAUUCUGUAUUAGUAUGUGGAAGGAAAAAUAUGUAACUAUGUUUACCCAGCAUCUUCAGUGAAGAAAAAAGUAAGCCUUUUGCUACUUUAUCUGAUAGCUUUACCUAAGUUUGGACAAUCUUACUGAGCUGCUGCUAUAAGAUAUUGUGCAUCACUGGUGUUUCAACUCAUAAUCCUGGGCAAUUUGAAAAGCUACUGAGUAUCAGCUGUAAAUAUGUUACUGUGUUUAAUAAGUUUGAUUUUAUAUAUAUAUAUAUAUAAGUAAUUUCUGUUCUGGCUUUAAAUAUUCCUGGAGGAAAUGAGUUUGCUGUGGCUAGGAACUUCCAAGUGCAAAUACAGGUCCUUUCCCACCACACAAAAGCAACUCCCAGACAGAAUAACUGCAACAAUACACACACAUAAGGAAGAAUAAUACUAUUUAGCUGUUUGUACAAAGAUAUGUUAUAUUUUCUGAAAUUAGAAGAAAAUAAAGUGUUGUGGGAAAAGUAGGUAAAAAAAAAAGUAGAACACUGCAGGUUUAUUUUUGCAAUGAAUUCUCUCUAGAUUUAUAUUUACUAUUCUGUAUAAUUUUGUAUUUUUUUUUAAUUCACAAGAAAAGAAAAAGCUUAUUCCUGGCUGCCUUUCAAGAAAAUCGAGGAACUGCUUUCUAUCAAUUAAAAGGAAAUAAAGGUUUUUUAAAUGUCUUUUUCUUAAAGAUCACUUUUUAAAGAAGGCAGCAACUUCUGCAUGCACAAUCUAAAAACUGUUUGGGAAUUUAACACAAUGCUUCUCACUUUUGUUGUGUGGACAGAAGCAUCUUGUCCAGAAUGCAGUAAGGCCAUACAAUUUCUGUGCAUGACUGACAUGGUGCCAAAACACAAAUUCUGACCUGCAUUUAUUUUCUUCUAAGCAAAUAUUUUGUAAACUGUCUAUGCAUGAACCUUUUUUUCCUAAUUUCUAUUUGUUGAGCAAAUGAUCAGCUUAAUUAUUAGGUCUGCAUAUGUAUGCUAAACUUAGCAUUGAAGUCUUGAUAAACUCAAAGUAAAAAUAUUCAUUCUUUAGUUCAUCUUACUGUUGAUGUCUUACCUAUUUGUAUAUACCAAUGUGAGCUCUUCAUAUUCUUUGUACAUAAGUUUCUGGCAGAAAAUUUUCCUAUAUACAUACAAAAGUUGGAUUCUAAAUUCUGUCAAAUUUAUGUAGAGAUAAUGACUUUAACGGUGCUAUACUAAUUUCUGUAAUAUAGGAUCUGACCACAAAUCUCUGUUAACAAUUCAACUUCCUUAUUAAUAUUUUUGAGGUGUUAUCAAUUUGCUAUGGAAUUCAAACUUGUUGGCUUCCAAAAACCAAAAUGUCAGUUACUAGAAAAAAAGUUUUUUCUCUUUUUAUGACUGAGAAUAAUUUAGUUCAGAAAAUCUGUGUGUUUAGGAGGAUUAGGAAGGGUAAAUCUGGUGAAAACAUAUUGGUUUCAUUACUAUCUUUAUUCUGGACAAGGAAAGAUAAUGCUAAGGUACAUGUGCAGGUAAGAGUGGGACAAAAAGGGAAAUGCUGCUUCAUUAACUUUACAUUAACCUUGGUAUCAAGUGUUAUUUUAACUGUCCUUGCAUACUCAAGACAUGUCAAUGGGCUUUAUGGACAUGCCAUACAACCCAUGGAAACUCAUGCCUUGAUUUGGAGGAGCACCCGGAGCUCAGGUGGGAUGGCUUAGCUCAUUAAAUUUGUGCUAGAGGUCUACAUUUAAACAAUUUAGUUUCACACAUAAAAAAUCUAACUUUAUUGUUGGAAAUAAUUCAGAUCCAGUGAAAAUUUGAAAUUAAUCAAUGAAGUGACACUAGAAAUCUUUGAAUUUUGAACCAGACCUGCUCAUAUUAUUCUUUUUUGAAUUUUUAGAGAUGUCAAAUUAAUGUAGAGGAAAAAAAAUUUACGUGGCAUUUGAUAUCAGAGUUUAGUAUUUCAGUGUCUUUCAUUUCAGUAGUUAUUUCAAAUAGUAAAAAAUGGGUGGCAAAAUAAUACCCUGCAAUUGGCAUGAUUCAGGGAAAUGAUGAUUCAGGCCCUCAGGCUUAGAUUUAAGAGAAAUAGCUUCAGACUAAAGACAAUUGCCACAUACACAGAUGUCACUUUGUUUAGCUGUGAACAGUUACUUGGCAGAAUAUUGAGGCCAACUGUGUGGCAAAAUAUUCUUCUUUGUUGCAGUCUCAAAGCAUCAGAAAGAAGAGUCAGCUAAAUUCAUGUCAAAGUGACUCAGUUGUGCAGCUCAAUCAGAACAUCACUCUGCAGAAUUAAAGAGAGAUUUAUCUUUUAGCUUUCCCUCAACAGGGAGAUUCACGUCAUUCAUUACAGAAGGGCAAGUGUGCUCUUUGGCAGUUUGUAACACUGCAAGUGAUUUUGUAGUAUCCAGGAAUCACUAGAAUGUGGCAUGUCAUUCACUUCCCUAUCAUCUCUCUGUACUAGACUGCCACAUAGUGAAAGUCUGCAUGAUGUGGAGAGAGGCGUCUGCCUGUAGCCUUACCUUUAGUAACAUUCUCAGACAGUGAUUUUCCAGUUAUGAGGAAACUUUGUAUUGCCAUAACAAAACGGGAUAAGAAUAUGGCCUUAUAUGAUUAUUCUUCAGCUGAAGAAUAUCAGUAUCUGCUGAUAAAAAUAAAAUCAUGACAUAUGGAAGGUAUCACAUACAAAGAAAGAAUGAUGCAACAGUUGUUUCUGAAAGUUCCUUGGAACACUUUCUUUAUAAUAACUAGAAAGGUGUCCUUAAUGUUAUUGGUGUUUGAGGAAAGUUGAGAGGGAUAUUUUGUUAAAUCUGUAUUCUUUCAUUUUUUUUUUUUUUUUUUUUUUUCUUUUCUUCCAGUGGCAGGCCCAGUUAAGUGGUUUGAUACAUUUCACUUACCUAGAAUAACAGAGGUUGGAAGGCAAAGCAUGUUUGACAGUCUGCAACAAAGUGGAUCCACUUUUCUCCUGUCAGCAUGAUAGUUUGAGUGAGAGAACAGUGCUUCAUCAAGCACACUGAUGUACAUGGCAGCUGUGUUGUUGUUAGGGUACCUUAAGGUAACCAACACUCGUAUUUUUCCCCUCACAUUAGAGUGAAGAAAAUACUUUAACUAACACUAUAGCUUGUUCUCUAAAUAAACAGAUAUUAUAGUACUAUAUUGCACUUUUUAAUUUUAAACUGUUUUCAUAUUUUCAGCCUCAUAAAAGACAAACGUAAUUCUCUUUAUUUUUCUUUCCGCUACAGGUAUUUUUCAGACUUUUAGUACUGAUACUUGAAUAUAUUACCUGCAGUGAUGCCUCCCCAACAACCUCCAGCCCCCAAAAGCUCUUCCAACAAAAUUUGUAAAUUUACAUAUAAGUUAGGGUAUUCGACUAUUCAGAAAUGGUCCAAUAUUUUCAUAUAUUCUUCUCCGUUAGAAUGACAGAUCAAACUUUCUGUAACCAGAUUCCAGACUGAAAAUGAGUUCAUAAAUUUUGUCAGUGAUGUGUAGAUUGGAAUCCAAAACUUUUACAUCUGCAAUCAUUGCUUCUCUCAUUGGAAUCUGAGGACCAGGUUUUGGGCCCUCCUUGCCUGACAAAGAAGUCCCCAGUGUGACCCCAAAUAAAGGAAGUUUACAAUGUGUCACCUGUUUACCUACAAAGAGAUUAUUAGUUGUAUCAUAUGCUAAACUGAAAAGAUAAAUUUGACUGGGACAGAAAACAAUCUUAUAAAGGUCAAUGUCUGGUGUGUUAAUGAAAAAGAGGAUUUAAUACAAAUAAAAUAUUAUUUCAAAGUAAUAGUGGCAAGGGAAAAAAUGGAGACUGAAUCUCAAAUUCAUCAUCAGAAGGGAUACCAGAUUAUCGUUCUGAGGAUGUCAUUGUCUACAGCAAUAUACUUUGUCAGUCACAGCAAAACAAUCUGCAAGUUUCACAUAGGUGCACUGAAAUCAUAAUGACAAAAAUAAAAUGAUCAAGCAUUUGUUGUAGUUCAAAAGAUCAGCUGAGAAACUUUCUGAAGAGUGGUACUUUUCUCUUGUGGUCCCCAACAGAGACUACGUUAUUUUCCAUUAAGCGGUUUCCAUCUUGGACAAGUUCUGUUCAGCAAUAGACAACCCUCUGGCAAUACAAUCUACUGUUGCAAUUGAAACCUAGUCCUUGGAGAGGUUUUGCAUUGUGUGCUUUGCCUUCAGUGGUCAGUUCCUCUUGGACUUGAUGUUUGGCUCACCCUGUUGGAUUUGAGACAGGGAAGAUGGAUCUAUUACUGAUCUUGUGUUGUAAGUCAAAAGACCUGUCACUCUUUGAUUUUAUGAUGUUUAUUAUAUUCUUGAACUUGUUUAAGGAUCUUUUGUUCCUUGAAGCAGAAGUGAACUGUAGCUGGAACCAAUAUGGGGAAGUUAAUCACCAUAUUGAAAAUAUAUAGCAUGGUGUUUUCUUCAUGCACAUCUCCUAACAGUCAGCUUUAGCUUUUUGACACAACAGAACAAAUUCUUAAGAGCCACAGUCUAAUGGAAAGCAGCUAACCCCAAGGAAGAAAGUAAAAUGCCAGAUGCUGAUCAGCUGUAUGAAAGCAAGAUGUGAUGAAGAACUUUUUUUUUAUUAUUAUUAUUAUUCAGCUUCACCAAGAUGGAGUACAAGUACAUGUGCACAGCACAUUUUAUAAAACAUUUACCAAAGUUUUGUGUUUUAAGACAUUAACUUGUAAAUACUCACAGAGUUUUCCUUCUAUUACUACUGGAAGGACUACUUCCACUCCUAAUAUUACUUCUGGUUCACACAAUAAACUGAGUUAAUACAAAAAAGAAGAAAAAAAUUUGUUUCAUAUUUCAAGGAGAAACGUUAUCUAUUGUAACUUCAGUUGUUUGCCUUUGUAAAUCGGUUAAUCCAGAUUAUUUCAUUUUAGGAUUAAUUGUUUGAGAAGUUAACAUUUUUUUAUAUUAUUUCUGUUGUACUUAAUUACCAAAUAAAGUAAAGAAGAGUAGAUAAUUAAUUGUUCAAACAGAAAGAAGUCUGAAAUCUUUUAUAUAUGCAGAAAUCCUAUGGAAUGUUAGCAUAAACUUGCACUUUAAAAUAAACUAUAAAAUUUAUUUUAUUAUUUCAUAAAAGUAUUAUUUUUAGUUUUAAAUUAAAAAACAUCUCUGCAUUUCUGCAUUUUUUUAAUUCAAAGCCAAGGUAGCACUUUCAUAAUGACACAUAUUUGAGUUAAACACAUAUUAAAUGGUUCCAUAUUAAGACAUUUAAAAAAAAAAAAAUAAUGCUCUCAAAUAGAAUCUGAUACUCUCCCUACCUUUCCCUGCUGAAACCGUGCAGUGUGCUGUGCAAAAAACCCCACAUUUCCUGAGCAAGGAGACAAAAGAAGAAGACGAAUUAUUUUGUAUCUUUGUUAAAUACACUUUGGGAGAAGAAUAUUACAGAUUCCUAUUCCUAUCCUCUGGUGCAGUAUGGUCACACACUUCACAUAAGAUGUAACCAUGUAAGAAGUUCAGACUUAAAACAACUAAAUGCAUGAUAUUCUUAACAGAAACGAUGUCUCUGCAAUCUCGUUCUUUUGUAAAUAGAAGGUUGUUGCAACUGCACUGUUUCAAAAGACCCUGUGUGUCAAAUAUCCUUUGAAUACAUCUGCUAGAUCAGACUCCAAAGAUCCUCUCAAAUCUUUAUGAAACCUGAUAAGAUGCAAGAUUCCAGGCUGCCAAUUCUGGGCAAGUUUAUGGGCAUUCAGACACCCUUGAUCUUUGGAUACUUGGAGGACAGUGAAAAACCUCUUAGAUUGUGUGUUAUAGAGAAAGAGUUUUUGAGCUACAGUUAAAGAUUUAGAUUGCUCUUUUAAUCUGGCCUGAGUUCAACAUUCCACAACAUUUUAUCAUAUGAUUUAAGAAUGAACGUGAAACUUUAAUAAAGACAAAAUGUAGCAUUUAGGUUCCACUGUUCACAAAAGGUAAAUGAUUCCAUGUGUUAUCAUGAAAUGAAGAUUAAGAUAUAAAGAUGUUAACUGCCUCAUGUGUUAUGUGUCUUUAUGUAAUAUAUCACUUCAAGAGAGAUUGGGGGAGGUGGCAUUGUUUCCUAUUGACCACUGAUGCAUUCAGACUUCCUGAAGGGAAAAGCUGUGCUGAGGUUAACUAUCUUCUCGCUGCUAUACAUGAUAUUAUGAAGGCUGAAUCAUAUUCUAUAGAUUCUAAAGUAAAUAUUUAUUAUAGACUGAAAUCUCUUAACUGCUCUAAGCAAUGAAGUGUCGUCUAAAGUCAAGCAGACUUCUUGCAGGCUCAGAUUCUGUGAUUAUUUUUAUUUAUAAGCAUGACCACAGAAUAAACAGAAGCUUUACUGUUUUCCUAUAUAAAAGCAAUCUUGUAAAGAAAAUUAUGCUUUCUGAAUUUUUUAUUCAUGUCCUGAUCUAAGGGAUAGAGCUAAGGAAUUCUGUCUUUUGGAUCUGGAGUUAUAUGUCAUCAUAGUCUGAGAGGCCUAUGGUUUUGUUUGAAAAAAAUCUAUACACAAAACAAAACAGUGCAAAAACUUAGGGGUGUUGCUGCACUAAGUCUUUUUCCGGCCAUCAUGAACUGGAAUUAGACAAGACCAGUAACUAUUCUUAAGUACAAGGCCCAGCUAUAUGUUAAGUUCACAAAAAUUAUUCUGAAGAUUCUCCUGAAGUGUCUCCUGCAAAAAUGAAAGGAACAUGUCUGUUUUGUCUCCUAUUUUUUCUAACAGAUAUGUAAGGAAGAUCACAACAUAAGUUAUAAAGGUCAAUACCAACUGUAAGUACCUACAAGAUAUUUUGAUAAUAAGAAAACCUUCUUCACUAGGAGGGGUAGUGUAGCACUGAAAUAUGUUACUCAAAGUAUCCAUGGAACCUUAGUACCCAGGAGAUUUUCAGGACUUUGCUGUACAAAGUCACAGCUGAUCUAAAAGAACCAAUAGUCCUGCUCAAAGCAGGAGGAUAGACUAUACAGUCUCUAUUGGUCCCCUUCAGGCAAAAUAUCUGUGGUUCUAAUAUGAUUCUGUAAAGUAAUUUGAGGGAAAAGAGGUUGUUUUUUAUUUUUUUUUUUCUAUACACAGACUUCCUGAAUAUGAAGUUAAGGAAAAAGGCAAUAAACACUAAACUUUGUCAUGAAGUAAAAGUUUUCCAACUAACUUUUGUAACAUACAGAGAAGCAUUAAUAUUGAUGCUGCAUCAAAUAAAACAGUACUUCUCUGAUGUUGGUCAAAAUGCAUGCGGACUGUGGUUACUUGAGUUUAUUAUUAAAAUUGGGGUUUGAGGGUAUAUUUUAUUGGUUUUAUUUUGUUUUGUUUGUUUGUUGAUUUUUAUUUUACAUGGCAGGUGAUUUCAAAUUUCUAAAUAAAAUGCUGAAAUUAUCUGAAUCUCUUGAAGAGUGAUCCAUUUCUGUACUAGUUGAUUUAAUGUUGUACUUCUUCACACAUUUCAAACUUAGUGAUAAUCUUACUUUUUCAAAGGAACUUCCAGGCUUUAACAGUUCUUACUUUGUGUAUUCUAUUUGUUAGAAGGCCAAAUUAUCAUGCUAUGACUGAUGUACCUUUGAAAUUAAAAAUAUGUUUUACAUAAAAUGCUACUUCAAAUCUUUCAAAUUAUGAAGCAGCAGUUGGAGCAAGAUGCAUCUCUAAAUGUAACUGAUUUACUGAAACUGGGAUCUAUUUGAUAUAAAUAGAUUUUUUAUUGUUAAAAAUCAUAUGAUAAUUUGCUUAGCUCUGUAUUCAGGGAUUUGGGGAUUGCUGUUUUCUUUAUUUGCUUAUGGUGCUUCUGGCAACAGUAAUUUACUCAUGGAGAAUUUUUGAUACUCCUAAAAAAAAAUGUAGUAUAGUUAAGUAGCAUUUAGAAUCACUAUACCUAGCAAAUGAUCCUGUAAAGAUUAUCCUUUCAGUUUAUUUGCACUGUUCCCUGGGUGGUAUUGGAUGUAUGUUCAUCUUUUACUGUUUCCUCAGCUCAUUUGCCUUUUAGCUAUGGUCAGAGUUGGAACUAUAUUAAUCAGUUUUUUAAUAUGAAAAUUCUAGACUUUGAUGAUUGAAGCAAGCAUACUUCUUUCCAAUAAACCCAUAAUCACAGCUGUGUUUGUUGAUAACUGAUUACACAUUGAUUAUCAUCACAUCAGUUAAUUAUCUUGGUUAUGAUAAUAUUUUGGGUCAUGAACCACUGCAGGUAAUACUGUAACUUCCUUUUUCCCCACAAAAAAUCUAAGGAUGACAAAACUUCGAGAUAGAUGAAUAGUAGAAAACAUGUCAAUUCCUUUACAUGUGAUGCAAGUACUCAAUGCUGCUACUUAAAAGGACCUUUGAUCCACAUAUGUUUUCUGAAAUGAAAAUCUCUUUGGUUUUAAUUGGACUUUGGAUAAUCUCAGAAAAUAACUCAUGCCUCUUUCCUUCAACUUUCAAAUCCUGUGUAUAUUUAGAAUGUAUUGUAAAAGAAAAGUAGGUAUGGGCAAUAUAACUGCUAGCAGUGGAAAGAAUAUCAGGCCUCUUUGAUUCAAGUGCAGUGCUUCAUGCUAUUGUUAAUUAGUAAUCGAUCUUUUCAAAGUCCUUGUAUUGUAUGCUAUCUAUUAUCUGAAAUCAGAUGCUUUCAUACAGAUUUAGAGCAAAAAUGCAUGCAAUAAUAUUUUCCUUUUUCUUAUACUCUUCUCUAGGUAUGUACUUUAGUCAUUCUUGGAGACUGGAUAGUAAAUAGAUCUUUGAAUUGACCUAGGAAGGCCAUAACAUAAGUGUUUUCUUGACCUUUUUAAUGGGAUAUUUUUAAUAGAGAUUCCUAAUAAUUUCCUUUCUUACGAUAGUUUUAUAUUACACUAAUCUUGCAAAUUAAACCUCUGAAAGGUAGUACAAACUUGGAUGUGUUUCUACCAGAGUAAUUAUUUAGCCACCUGAAGAAGUGAAAGAUUCAAAUCAUCAGAACAAUCACAGAGAAUCAUCCAUAAAAAAGUAACGAAACAUCUGCUACUUUGAACUUAAACGUAGACAUAAGAGUUAAAAAGUCUUUCAGAAAUAGACACAAAAACGCUCCUUACUCUUACAGUUUAAAAGUAGAGAAUGAGACACCACUUACAUAACUAUUUUAUAUUAACGUUGAUAAAAAAUAUGACUGUUUUCUACUUAUAUAUGACAAUGAACUUCCACAAAGAUUUUAAAAUUUCCUUCCUGCAUACAGAGAUUUUUUCAGACAAGAAAUGCCUUGACAGGCUAAGGAAAAUAACUGAUUUUAUACACAGGUAUACAUAGCUUUCUGUCAGUGUUGCAGUGAAUCCUCGAUCUCAUUUCUAAUAGUAAGACACAAGAGAGGACUGAAAAACACAGUGCUUUAAUAAAAACUAAUAAAAACAACUGUAAAAGCAAGCAAGCAAGCAAACAAACAAACAAACAAAAACAACCAAAUGCCAUUAAGAAAAGUAAAAGGGAAAAAGAAGAUAACAUUUCAAGUAUUGAUCUAUUGCUCUCUGCAUAACUUCUCACAUAUUUCUCUUCAACAUCUGUUUUACUUCUUUUAAUUUCUGUUUUUUUCCUAUUUAUUUAUUUUUCCAUCUAUUUUGUUUGUUUUGUUUUGUUUUAGUAUAUUAUAACUUUGUGACCCAAAUAAAUUUGUGUUUUUUUAGGUGACAUCUUUCUACUUGUUUCUGCUCAUCACUGGACAAUGGUGUACUUUCUAUCCUGGGCUUUUAAAAUGAAAUAGAUGACUAAGGUCUUAAUAAAAUUACUAAUGUGUAUGUCAUUACUUGGGUUCUUUUACAGUUUGGGGUAAAAGCAUCACAAUACAAACAGGUAUAACAAUGUUUAUAUGGCAGUAGGAAAUAAAAGGGCUUAUAGGGCUUAUAGCUCAAGCUGGCUGGGAAAAAUGUGUUUUGAUGGAAAAAAUGUGUUUUCAAAACCUCCAGAUUUUCAUACAGGAAGACUUUUUUGCCAAAAAUAACAGCAAUUUUUUUUUUUUUUUUUCAGUUGAACACAGUCAUCAAUAAUUACAUAUUUCAGUUUGUGAGGCUGUUCUGUUAUCACAUUACCCUCCUCUAAUCUUACAUAAAACUCUAUGGAAAUAGUAAGAGAUGAGCCUAUGAUUUUAUUUUUUACUGUUGAAAAACUUCAUUCAUUGAGCAAUGCCUGCCAUUAUAUCUUUACAAUUUUCCAUCUAGCUUGAGUGCUGGAAGGCCUGGCCAAACAAAAAUAAUAAGAGUGUAGGAAAUACAGACUGCAAGAUAACAGAGUAUUAUGGCAAUUCUGACAUGAGUUUGAGUGGCUGUAACAGCUGAAAUUGGAUCAAGCAAAAUGAAAUGGAAUGCUUGACUUCAGGAUUUAUUUACUUUUUUAUUUUUAAAGUUGAGCAUAUUUAUGAACAGAUUUUCAUAAAUAUUUUGCUGUUUUUACUGUCUGUUUUGGUACAAGCUUAAACAAAGUUGAAGUUCAAACUUUUCUAUUUAACCAACCAUGUGUGAAACACAACAAAUCAUUUGUGUUGUAUACUGACACAAACAGUUCUCAUAAUUGUAAUACAAUAAUGCAACUUAUUAGGUGUGGGUACCGGACUCUUAAAAUGCUCACCUGACUAGGAUCACCUAUACCAACUGACUGCCAGGCCUGUGAGACUCUGCAGUGUCUGCUGCAGGGUGCGUAGCAGGUGAUUAUUCCAACCUACUAAAAGAGAUCAUGAAGGAGGUGACUUGCAGCAUGUACUUCAUGUUCACAUAGUGAAUGAAAGAGCUAAGCCACUGAUUCCCACAGCCUGGAGCAGCUUCUAGUGGAAGAUCAAAAUCUUUCACUGCAAUUCUAUUCUAACUAGUAUAGACAAAAUUUCAUGAGCAUAAGAAAAAGAGACACGGUAACUAAUGAGAAACGUAUUGUAUAUUUCUUUUUUUCUUUGUUCUUUGUUCUGUUUUAUUAAUAAAACAUAAAGUCAGCCUCUGUAUAAAA